UUGUGAUUCAUUGAAAUGUCGCUGUUUGAGUUCGCGGGUCGUCAAGAUCCGUGUGUUCAGGCUCUGCUGUGGGAUCUCCGCGCUCCAGAGAGGGACACGGGUUGUUACCGGCUGUGAGCCGCUUCCACGUGCACCGUCCAGGUGUGGAUACGGGCGGACGUUAGGGGGCAGUGUCACGAAAACCCAGCGUCCGAGAAAUGCGUUCCUGAAACUACAGCGUCCGGUGUUGCAGUAAAAUCUCAACGAUGUUAAUAAAGCUGGUUUAAAAAGGUGGAGUCAAAAAAGAAAGAAGUCGUCUUCCGGGUUGAGGUGUAGUUUGCAGUCGCGGUAUUUUCCAUCCAUCAGUCCAACCACCGUGCAGAGUGAAGCGAACAACCCCGUGUCUGGGAGAGCAUGGACGAAAUUCCGCAGCCGAAGUCUGCUCACAUGGACGGGGGGAAGAUGUGCCCAGGAGAUGCAACGGCUGACACAGGGCCCAGCUGUAUAACAAAGAAGAGAGAUGACUACUUAGAAUGGCCAGAGUACUUUAUGGCUGUAGCUUUUCUCUCAGCCCAAAGGAGCAAAGACCCAAGUUCGCAGGUUGGGGCAUGUAUAGUGAACCAGGAGAAUAAGAUAGUUGGCAUUGGUUACAAUGGUAUGCCAAAUGGCUGUGAUGAUGACCUACUGCCAUGGUCCCGGUCUGCUGCUGAUCGACUCGACACAAAAUACCCUUAUGUGUGCCAUGCAGAGCUGAAUGCCAUAAUGAACAAAAAUAGCGCUGACGUGAAAGGCUGCACCAUGUAUGUGGCUUUGUUCCCCUGCAAUGAGUGUGCCAAGCUCAUCAUCCAGGCUGGUAUUAGGGAAGUGAUCUUUCUGUCAGACAAGUAUCAUGACACGCCGGAGAUGACUGCUUCCAGAAGGCUGCUCAGUAUGGCAGACAUUCAGUGCAGGCAGUUCAAGCCCAAGAAGACUGAGAUUGUCAUUGAUUUUAAUUCCAUCAACCACCCUAGAAUGCCAAACAGCUCACCACAAGAAGCUGCUAAAUGAGGCGGGGAGGCAGAAGAAACUCUCAAGAUUAGAAUGGACUUUUUUAAAAGAUUUUUUUAGCAAUAUAAGGACUUUGAAUGAGUUCCGUGUUUGAGUUUUAUCUCUUUUGUGUUGUCAACCAGUUUUUUUUUAUAGUAAUCUGCUCAAGGAAUACUUGAAAUGUGUUUCUAUCCUCCUUCAAACAGGUUUGCUAUUAGUCAAAAGUAGUCUUGAUAUUCAGUUCAUUUGAUCUUUCACUAUGACAGAGGAAACUGCCCAAUAAAUCAGACUUUUCCGUCAAAAUUUGGGAGCUGUUUUAAUAUAUCUGGGCUAAAAAUGUGGAUUUCCAUUAUGCAGGGAUUUUUUCCUUAAGCUAGCACAGUUUAAACUUUGGUUCAUUAAAACCAGUUUGCAAAAAGUU
Molecule: messenger RNA, 1426 nt
Organism: Paralichthys olivaceus (Japanese flounder)
Lineage: Eukaryota; Metazoa; Chordata; Actinopteri; Pleuronectiformes; Paralichthyidae
Gene: dctd
Product: dCMP deaminase
Molecular function (GO): hydrolase activity; zinc ion binding
Source: RefSeq, a predicted model, not a curated record